CCAUGCAUAAACUCUUUAAUGAGGCCAAGUUAGUGCACGGUGUUUUGAGUGAAUACAAUAUCUAAUGGCAUAACGGCAAAUGUUGGUUUAUUGAUGUGGUUCAAUCCGUGGAGACCCAUCUUCCCAAUGCUUUAGAAUUUUUAAUGCGAGAUUGCAACAAUAUUAUAACGUUUUUUGCGAGAAAAGGUGUACACAACCACUCCAAAGAACAAUUAUUUGAAUACAACACUUCAUUAAGUGCUGAAAAUCUUAACGUUGCUCUCUUGGAGCGAAUGCACACUAAAGGCGCCAAUGUAUGUUUGGCUGCGGUUCCAAAUCGGGACGAGUGCCCUUUGGAACGGGAACCGUUGGAAUACUUGUUCGACUUAGUCUGGGAAAAUGCAGUUCAAAGCAAGCUGGAAAUUCCGAUUAUUGACCACGCCGCCAACGUUUUAAAUGUUAUACAACCGGCGGAUUGUCGUAUUCAAGCAUCAUUGAAUGAAGUUUUCAAUGAGUCGUCUGUUACUGCUUCUGCAGUUAAUACCCUAUCUAACACUGCCAACAUUUAAAUGUUUUUGAGGAUUUUGGAAAAAAAAUUGUAGAAACACUUUUUAUAUAUAAAAAGAAAUACGCACU
This is a messenger RNA of Glossina fuscipes, 615 nucleotides long. RefSeq lists its product as uncharacterized. NCBI's taxonomy places the organism in Eukaryota, Metazoa, Arthropoda, Insecta, Diptera, Glossinidae. The transcript has 2 exons. The record is from RefSeq and is a predicted model, not a curated record. The coding region runs from base 144 to 548 and encodes 134 amino acids.